This is a messenger RNA of Pisolithus orientalis, 1117 nucleotides long. RefSeq lists its product as uncharacterized. The record is from RefSeq and is a predicted model, not a curated record. NCBI's taxonomy places the organism in Eukaryota, Fungi, Basidiomycota, Agaricomycetes, Boletales, Pisolithaceae. Bases 43 to 903 code for a protein of 286 amino acids. The transcript has 5 exons.
CACCUCCUACUGUCCAUCUUAUUAUCGUCCUCGCCUCUAUUGAUGGCAAAGGCGUUCUCCAUGUUGGUGGGAGCAGCCACCGAAUGCGGCCCCUUCAACAUCUCUUGGACAGGCGGACAAAGUCCCUUUCAGAUUGCUAUUUUCACCGUGAGUUCGUCCCCUGUUUUCCACAAUGUAUCAUCCUCGGCAUAUCAAGGAUCUUAUACCAUUCCUCAACUCCCUCUGCCACAAGGGCUCCAAUUUGUGGUCAUAUUGUCCGAUGCAACUGGGUUCGCAACUGGGGGUACAACUUACCUGAUAACGGUGGGGGAACCCACCAGCAGUUCCAGCUGCAACACUACUUUGCCAUCCCUGAGUUACUACUUCAGUGAUGUUGGGUUUCCUCUCCAGCAAUGCGGACCCUUUGAAUUCAGCGGAUACCAGGGAGCGAUACUGCCUGUUACUUUUGUGGGGAUCGUUCCCGGGGGGCAGUCCUUUCUCAUUCAGUCUGGCGUGACAACGACGAGCUACACUUGGACGGCAGAUGUACAAGCCGGGACAUCGAUUAUGUUUUCGAUGUGGGAUGCUAAUGGCAACUCAGGUGGUUGUUCUGUUCUUCAAUCAGUGGGGCCCUCGAACGAUGCUUCUUGCCUAAGCAGUCAAACUGGCUCUAUCACUUCAGCAAAAAACAUUCCCGUUUCUACUAUCGCUGGAAUAGCAGUCGGUGUAUUUACACUUGCCGCGCUGGUGAGCUUCGGCCUGCGUGUUAUUCAAAGGAGGCGCAGGAAUGCUUCCGUGUACUCCUCUUCUAUGCCACCUCAUCCCCCUCCUUUACACUCGGCCGACCUUGUCGGCCUAGAUAUACUUACGACUACGCACGUAUACUCCCGUACGUACCAAAGCGACCGUAUGUUGGUGUAUUAGAUACUCGUCUACAAGCCUACUCUACGUACUUGCCACCCUGUGGGCUCGUUACAUCAACCUCCCUCCUUUCAUGCAUGUUUUUCAUGUUAGCCGUACAGUACUUAAGAACCUGGCCUUCAUUGACACAGCUCAGUCUCUUUUUACCUCGAGACUGAGUUACUCGUUAGCUUACACCGUACGCAGUCCCUCGUGCCGCCAGGUCGGACUAUACCCA